Molecule: messenger RNA, 3047 nt
Organism: Spinacia oleracea (spinach)
Lineage: Eukaryota; Viridiplantae; Streptophyta; Magnoliopsida; Caryophyllales; Amaranthaceae
Exons: 20
Coding region: 119-2803 (894 amino acids)
Biological process (GO): double-strand break repair via homologous recombination; DNA replication
Cellular component (GO): chromosome; nucleus; cytoplasm
Molecular function (GO): 3'-5' DNA helicase activity; four-way junction helicase activity; nucleic acid binding
Source: RefSeq, a predicted model, not a curated record
GGAACGAGCAAGUGGAGCAACAACUUCAUAAUAGUACACACUCCUUUUUCACUUGAAACUUAAAAGCUACUCUCACAUUUUCCAGUUAAUUAGCAGAAGCGACGUUUAAUCUCAAAGCAUGAAACCCUCAAUUUCUCAAAUGGAUGUCGCCCUCAAAAAAUUUUUUGGGUUUUCUAGUUUUCGGCCGUAUCAAAAGGAAGUGAUUGAGAAAAUUAUGGAGGGAAGAGAUUGUUUGGUUGUUAUGGCAACUGGUAGUGGCAAGUCCCUUUGCUAUCAAGUUCCUCCUUUGAUUGCUGGGAAUACAGGCAUUGUGGUCAGUCCUCUGAUAUCUUUGAUGCAAGAUCAGGUAAUGGCUUUAAAACAACGUGGCAUCCAAGCGGAGUACCUAGCCUCUACUCAAACUGAUAAAACUGUGCAGACCAAAGCCGAGUCUGGCUUUUAUAGUUUGUUGUUCAUGACCCCAGAGAAAGCAUGCACAAUUCCUAACAGCUUUUGGAAAAAACUGCUCAAGGCCGGAAUUUGUCUUUUUGCUGUUGAUGAAGGACAUUGCAUAUCAGAGUGGGGUCAUGAUUUCAGGAUGGAGUAUAAACAACUGGACAAGUUGCGUCCCAUUCUCUCGGAUGUUCCAUUUGUGAGCUUGACUGCAACGGCUACAGACAAGGUCCGAUUAGACAUAAUUAAGUCAUUGAAGAUGAAGGAUCCUUAUGUUGCUAUAGGCUCAUUUGAUCGUAAAAAUAUCUUUUAUGGCGUGAAAUCUUUUAAUCGAGGCUAUCCGUUCCUAGACGAGCUUGUACAAGAAGUUUCAAAAUCUGUGGCUAGUUCUGGAUCAACCAUCAUUUACUGCCUUACAAUUAAAGAUGUUGAGCAGAUACAUCAUUUGCUGGAAAGCGCAGGAAUCAAGACUGGAAUGUAUCAUGGUCAAAUGGGUAGUGGAGCUCGGGAAGAGGCACACAGAUUAUUUAUUAGAGAUGAAUUGAAUGUCAUGGUUGCUACUAUUGCAUUUGGCAUGGGAAUUGAUAAGCCAAACAUAAGACAAGUGAUACAUUAUGGUUGCUCGAAGAGUUUGGAGACGUAUUACCAGGAGAGCGGGCGAUGUGGGAGAGAUGGUAUAGCAUCUAUCUGCUGGCUCUAUUACACGAGAAGUGACUUCACAAAAUCUGACUUUUAUUGCAGUGGAUUGCAUACAGAAAAUCAACGAAAAGCUGUUGUCGAUUCACUGAUGAAAGCACAAAAGUAUUGCUUGCUGACAACGUGCAGAAGGAAGUUCUUACUUGAACACUUUGGUGAAAAAGUUCCAGCAGAAAAUUGUGGAAAUUGUGACAAUUGCACUACUACCCGGACGGAGCGAGACAUGUCUAAAGAAGCUUAUCUUCUAAUGGCUUGUAUUCAUUCAUGUAGGGGUAAUUGGGGUCUCAAUUUGCCUAUAGAUGUUCUUCGGGGAUCUCGGUCAAAAAGAAUAGUUGAUGCUCAGUUUGACAGGCUUCCACUGCAUGGCCUUGGGAAGGCUUACUCUUCAAAUUGGUGGAAGUCACUAGGUUCCCAAUUGAUUUCUCAUGAUUACCUGAAAGAGACAAUUAGUGACGUUUACAGAUUUGUGAGUGUCAGCACCAAAGGAGUGCAAUACCUAAAUUCUGCAGGACCUGAUUGUCAACCACCUUUAUUCCUGCCUAUAAUCGAGGAAAUGAAUGAGGAAGAAGAAGGUUUACCAGGUCAAGUUGAAGGCUUGAAAACUUUGACAUCCUCCGAAUGUGAAGGAUUAGCAGAGGCUGAGGUUCAACUUUAUCACACACUUUUAGAAGAGAGGGCAAAGGUUGCGAGAGCCACUGGAACUGCUCCAUAUGCAAUCUGUGGUGAGGCUACCAUUAAAAAAUUUGCAUUAGUUAGACCAUCUACAAGAGCAAGAUUAGCAAAUAUUGAUGGUGUCAACCAGCAUUUUGUCACAACACAUGGGGAUCAUUUUCUUCAAGCUAUUCGGAAUGUUGCACAAGAUCUUAAUAUGUCUUUGGAUGGGGAGAUUAUAAUACAAAAUGUUUCAGUGAAAAAGGUGACUCCAGUUCAAGCCUAUCCGAAAAAGCUUACACCAGCGAAGUUUGAAGCAUGGAGAAUGUGGCAUGAAGAUGGACACUCGAUUGAGAAAAUCGCUAAUUUCCCUGGUAGAUCUGCCCCAAUUAAAGAAGGAACUGUCCUCAGCUAUCUCCUGGAGGCUUUUCAAGAAGGUUUAGCAACUGAUUGGCUCAGAUUUUGUGCUGAGAUUGAACUAACACCUGAUAUGUUCACGAGUAUCUUAAAUGCAGUAACAAAGGUUGGCUCCACCGAAAAGUUGAAGCCUAUUAAAGACGAAUUACCUGAAAAUGUAAAUUAUUCACAUAUAAAGGCAGGUCUUACAAUGCUAAGCUGUGGUAUCUCUUCUCCAUCUGAACUCAAUCAUCCAGAGAAAAUGAACGAAGUUCCUGAAGCAGCUGUAUCAUCACCAAACUCUUUGGCUUCAUGUGUUGCUGAAGAUUCUUGUAACUCAGAUAGUAAAUUGCCAAAGAAGGGAGAGGAUGAAGAAAGUGAUUAUGACGGCGAUAUGCUUAGAUCGAAGCGUUGCAAAGUUGAAAUAGGAAAUGAUAGUCGCAGUAUAAUGGAAGCCACUCAGAGUUCUAUAGUAGAAUGGCUUAAAAACUAUGAUAAUGGGGUUGCUUUGCAAGAUAUCAUACAACACUUCAGAGAUUCAAGUGAAGAAUCAAUACACACUUUGCUUGUUGACCUUGAAGGUGACUUUGUGGUAUACCAAAAGAAUGGUGUAUAUAAGAUGUUCUAGUGAAACAAUAUUGCUGCCUUAGUGAGACGGACAAGUUUUGGAAAACAUUAAUCAGUCACCCCUGAACAAUUCGGCGUGUAUCCAUUGUGUUUCUAUAACGAGAGCUGCAAGUUAUCCUUUUUGUAAAAAUGUGUCAUCCUUGUGGAUAUGUUUCAUCUUGUAAAUGGAUUCCCUGUUCUUAUGUCUCUUUGAAAGGCUAAACAACAUUCUUUUUUCGAUGUUUUAGAUGGUUAAGUUUCUCCGU